ACACGGAAGUCAAAAGUUCAAACUUUGAACAGCUUACGCUUUCAGACUGCUUCCCAUUCUCAGCGGCGAAGCCUAUAAAUCCAGUCUCCUCCCCAAUUCUCUUCCCCAGAACUUCGACCCCCUCUUCUCUCACUAAAAGCCAGCAAAAAAUUCCUCUCUCUCUCUCUCUCAGAGUUAUAAAAAAGAUGUGUUUUGAUGCGGCAAGAAUGAGCAUGGAGAAAUCCUCCUCCUUCAGCAAAACAUCCACACAGUUUCUGCUCUCUGCUCCUCUCGACAGCACUCAUAAACGCUGUAAUAACAGAGCAGCAAAGUUGGAGCUGGUGGACUACGAUUCCCUUCCGGAGUUCCUGAAGGACAACGAGUUCAUCAUCAACUACUACCGCUCCGAAUGGCCUCUCAAGCAAACCAUACUCAGCAUCUUCUCUAUUCAUAAUGAGACUCUCAACAUCUGGACGCAUCUGAUAGGCUUCUUCAUCUUCCUCAUGCUCGCCGGCUAUGCUGCAUCAGUCUUCCCAUCUGUUUCAACAGCUAAUCCCCUGCCACAACUCAGAACUGAAACCAAUUCACCAAACACCAUUUUUAUCUACAGAGCAAAUCAAACAACAGAGCUAUCAGCAUCUCCCUCUUCCCAGCUGAUUGGAUCCCCUGUCUCCCAUUGGCCGUUCUACCUCUACCUCGCCGGAGCAAUGUUCUGCCUCCUGAUGAGCAGCGCCUGCCACCUCCUCUCCUGCCACUCUUCAAGAACAAGCUACAUCAUGCUCCGCCUCGACUUCGCCGGAAUCUCCGGCCUCAUCGUCUCCUCCUUCUACCCUCUCGUCUACUACACCUUCACUUGCAAUCCCUUCUUCCGCGACCUCUACCUCACAUCCAUCCCUUCUUCGACUGCCGCGGCCGCCGUCUCCCUCGUGCCAGUGUUCGAUUCACCUCAAUUCCGGCCCGUUAGAUCGGUUCUGUUCGCUUGUAUGGCGGCGGCAGGGGUGGUGCCCAUCGUCCACAAGAUGAUGGUUUUCGGUGAUCGGCCGGAGGCGGUGGUGACGACGGGAUAUGAGGUGGUGAUGGGGAUGUUUUACGGGGUGGGGGUGGUGGUGUACGCCGCGAGGGUGCCGGAGAGGUGGCUGCCGGGGAAAUUUGAUCUUGCCGGACACAGCCAUCAGCUGUUUCAUAUGUUGGUGGUUGCGGGGGCUUACACGCACUAUCUGGCGAGUCUGGUCUAUCUUGGCUGGAGGGAAGCCGAAGGCUGUUAGCGGACUUCCACCAUGGACUGCGGACUACGCGGGAAAGAAACGGUCUUUGUGUGGGAGCUAAUGUAUAUAAUAUUCAUUGGUUGACUUUGUUGACAAUUUAUUGAUUUUUUAAAUUUAAAAUUAAAUUCUUUUGUUGUAAUUAGUGGAUUAUUUCUAAGUGUUUUUAGCAUAUAAAAUUUCUUUAGUUGUUAAUGUAAAUUACAUUAUUGUAGCAAUGAAAA
Molecule: messenger RNA, 1465 nt
Organism: Phalaenopsis equestris
Lineage: Eukaryota; Viridiplantae; Streptophyta; Magnoliopsida; Asparagales; Orchidaceae
Product: heptahelical transmembrane protein 4-like
Cellular component (GO): membrane
Molecular function (GO): signaling receptor activity
Source: RefSeq, a predicted model, not a curated record